Molecule: messenger RNA, 725 nt
Organism: Vigna radiata var. radiata (mung bean)
Lineage: Eukaryota; Viridiplantae; Streptophyta; Magnoliopsida; Fabales; Fabaceae
Product: cysteine proteinase inhibitor B
Exons: 1
Coding region: 183-572 (129 amino acids)
Molecular function (GO): cysteine-type endopeptidase inhibitor activity
Source: RefSeq, a predicted model, not a curated record
GAAGAAUUUAUGGAAAGCACCACAAGACACGCGGUUUUCAUUUGCCACCACCCACUCUCUCUUAAUAUCUCACACUCACGUGUCCAACAACCCUUGCACCUCUCUCCCUUGCACCUCUCUCCCUAUAAACUGCCUCUUAACCGCAAUACCAUUGCAUGCUGUAAACGCAACUGAUUUGAUCGAUGGCGGCAUUGAUACCGGCCGUGACACUGCUGACGGUGACGACGUUGGCGUGCCUAGUGUGUGGGGCUUCGACCGGGACAUUGGUCGGGUCGAAGACGGAGAUCACGGACGUGAAGAAGAACAAGGAGGUGCAGGACUUGGGGUAUUUCUCCGUGGAGGAGCACAAUCGGAGGCUGAGGCAGGCUCUAAAGGGAAUGGCGGAGGAGGCGAAGUUCGUGGAAGUGGUAGAAGCGCAGAAGCAGGUGGUGGCGGGGACAAAGUACUAUCUCAAGAUUUCGGCCACGCAGGGUGGGCGUUCCGUAAUGUUCGAUACCGUUGUGGUCGUCCAGCCUGGCCUUGCUUCCAAAGUUCUUCUCUCCUUUGCUCCUUCCUCGCAAAAAAUACCUUAGUCUAUCCUUAUUUAGUAAAUUUUGUUUUGAACUAUUUGUUUCGUUUUUUUUAGUUUUGUUAUUUAUUUUAACUCCACCACUCAGUUAAAAGUAAUGAAUGAUUUUAUGUUUCUAAGUUAGAUAAGUUUAGUAAUAAUUAAUGAGUUAAUACUA